AUGGCAUCCAAAAAAUCCAACAAAAACCCCGAUUCACAACAGUCGGAGAAGCCUACCAAAUCAAGACCACCUCUUAGUGGUACAAAAUUGGCACGCAAAAGCAAACCUAACUUGCCUGACUGGUACCCUAAUAAUACCGAAAUCGAGAAGGCGGAAAUAUCACCCGAACUGACACCUCAAGAAAUAAUUAUACCCGAGGAACCCAAACCAGAUCCCAUCGAAGUAAAGAGGAAGAGAAAAACAACCGAGAUGGAGAAUAUCGUGCGUCGAGUAAUGAGAUCUGAGCUAGGGAAACUGGUUAUAGAGGAGUAG
This is a messenger RNA of Diversispora eburnea, 312 nucleotides long. The record is from the annotation of a GenBank genome assembly. NCBI's taxonomy places the organism in Eukaryota, Fungi, Glomeromycota, Glomeromycetes, Diversisporales, Diversisporaceae.